CAUUCUCGUGUCCAUUACGGUAAAAAUGCGGGAAACAGGAAGUGGAUUUAAAAAAGGCCGCGGACGUUUUUUUUUUUUUUAUUGUUUCGAAGAGGAUGUGUUUGCUGAAAUGACUGAAAGCGGCACUCAGCUGUUAGCUCGUCUGGAGGCUCGUCGCUGUCUGAAGGACGUCGAACCUCGUCUGUUUCCCGAAAAUGGAGGACCCAGGAAAGGUGAGGUGGUCGAGCUCUAUGGGACAGAAGGAACAGGUAAGACAGAGCUGCUCUACCACUUCCUGUGUCGCUGCAUAUUGCCACAGGCAGCUGGUGGUCUGGAGACAGAUGUCAUGUUCGUGGACACUGACUACAGUCUUGACAUGUUACGACUUGUCGGUAUCCUGGACAGCAGACUGAACAGAGCUCUUUCAACUGGCACACCAUCAGCCGGUGCAGACGAGGCAGCACUGUAUUCGUGUCUGUCCCGCCUUCUGGUUGUUCACUGCUCGUCCACCUCACACCUCCUUCUCACUCUCCACUUCCUGGAGACCUCUUUGGCAUCACGCCCCAGCCUGUCAUUCCUCCUUAUCGACAGUAUCUCUGCUUUCUAUUGGCCAGACCGCUGCGAGGGUGGGGCCAGCAUUGCCAAGCAGGAGGAGAAGCUUGGCAAGUGUUCAGACCUGCUGGGCCGGCUGCUCAGGGAUUACAGAAUUACUGUUUUUGCCACCUGCCACGCCAUCAGGAGCUGCAGACCCUCCUCUGCUGCUGCCUCUACAGAGUCUGACCGACCGUACCUCUGUCGUCCCUGGCAACGGCUGGUGACCCACCGGCUGCUGUGCUCCCAGCAGGAGGUCGCAGACAACAUGACUGUUGCAGUAGGACAGCAGGUCUUCACCGUCCACUGCACCUCCUCCUUUUCCACUAGGACAAAGGCUUACAGGAGCAACUCCUUCUAUGUGUUGGAUGGAGGAGUGACAUUCAUCUGAACUGUAACAUCAACUGUGAAUUUUUUGUUUUUGUUUAAUAAAUGUGAAUUUAAUG
This is a messenger RNA of Monopterus albus (swamp eel), 1016 nucleotides long. It is a transcript of the gene xrcc2, whose product is annotated as X-ray repair complementing defective repair in Chinese hamster cells 2. Gene Ontology annotation, molecular function: four-way junction DNA binding; ATP binding; ATP-dependent DNA damage sensor activity. NCBI's taxonomy places the organism in Eukaryota, Metazoa, Chordata, Actinopteri, Synbranchiformes, Synbranchidae. Gene Ontology annotation, cellular component: replication fork; centrosome; Rad51B-Rad51C-Rad51D-XRCC2 complex. Gene Ontology annotation, biological process: DNA strand invasion; double-strand break repair via homologous recombination. The record is from RefSeq and is a predicted model, not a curated record. Bases 26 to 961 code for a protein of 311 amino acids. The transcript has 6 exons.